AUGUCUGUGGCGCGCUUGGAAGCGAUUGUCAAAGAGCACAUGAAGGCGUAUGACCCCUCGCACGACUGCGCGCAUGUGGAGCGCGGUCGCAGGGUGGCGCUCAAGCUCGCACCACCUGGUGUGAAUGUCCUCGUGGUCGAGCUGGCAGCACUGAUGCACGACUUGAACGACUUCAAGUACGCCACGUCCACGCCACUCGCGCAGAUUGCAGCCGACAACCUGGGGCCAGACGUCACGGAAGGGGAGGUCGCCCAAGUGCUCCGUAUCGUUCCCUCCGUCUCGUACUCGAAGGAGAUGGAGCUCCGGGCUGCAGGAGAGUGGACCUGA
Cutaneotrichosporon cavernicola is the source of this 327-nucleotide messenger RNA. RefSeq lists its product as uncharacterized. The transcript has 2 exons. The coding region runs from base 1 to 327 and encodes 108 amino acids. The record is from RefSeq and is a predicted model, not a curated record. NCBI's taxonomy places the organism in Eukaryota, Fungi, Basidiomycota, Tremellomycetes, Trichosporonales, Trichosporonaceae.